Mytilus californianus (California mussel) is the source of this 2278-nucleotide messenger RNA. RefSeq names its product putative inhibitor of apoptosis. The transcript has 7 exons. The coding region runs from base 99 to 1637 and encodes 512 amino acids. The record is from RefSeq and is a predicted model, not a curated record. Gene Ontology annotation, molecular function: cysteine-type endopeptidase inhibitor activity involved in apoptotic process; ubiquitin protein ligase activity. Gene Ontology annotation, biological process: positive regulation of protein ubiquitination; negative regulation of apoptotic process; regulation of cell cycle. NCBI's taxonomy places the organism in Eukaryota, Metazoa, Mollusca, Bivalvia, Mytilida, Mytilidae. Gene Ontology annotation, cellular component: nucleus; cytoplasm.
GAAAAUUUUCAUUUGAAGGACAAACUGGAUGAGUCGCAAUAUAGAAUUUAUAAAUUUCUGAUCAAACUGUAAGGGAGGAAAGUUUUACGAAUUUUAAAAUGUCAGACAUUGAAAUAGACAGUCUACCUCCGGGUAGCCAACUGAAUGACUUCAGUGGUUCGCAUCCUUCUAUUCAGCGAAGUUAUCAACAGCGUUCACUAUAUCCUGAUGGUCUUUCAAGAGAUAACUUUGCCUUUAGUGGGGACGAUUCUAGACAAGUGUUUCAUCCAAGUGAUAGUUCAAUGCCAAGUGAAAGAACUAUAUUUACUGGGACUAAUGGAAGUUCUCGCAAUGUAUGUGGAAAUUCAAUAAAUGUGAUAGCUAAUUCUAGUCCUGGAUAUAAUGUUUCGUACAGACAAACUUUAGGCAACAAUGAUACAAAUUCUGGAUAUAAUUUUUCGUACAGACAAACUUCAAGCAACAAUGAUAUAAAUUCUGGAUAUAAUUUUUCACAUCGACCUAACUCUGGCGACAAUGAUUGUGGAUAUAAUUUUUCACAUCGACAUAACGCGAGCGACACUGAUAAUUCUGGAUAUAAUUUUUCACACAGAAACGAAGCUGACAGAACAAAUAGUCUCAACAAUCAGUCUAUUGUGCAUUCUGAUAAUGGACAUAAUAUUUUUUCAAAUAGCGAAACUUCAGUGCCUGAAAUUAGUAAUCUUUCAAUAAAUGAAUCAGAUUCAAGUUUUGUGUUCAACAGACCCCAAUCGCACGUGAAUACCAGGCACAACCAACAACGUGCACAGAUUAAACUAGAAAACUCUAAAUACGCUAAUUAUAGGAAUGAGGCACAGAGAAUUCAAUCAUAUGCCUUUUCAACAGCUCCUGUGAGAAGUCCUCAAAUCAUGAGUGAUGCUGGAUUUUUUGCAAUAAGUAACCAAGAUUUUGUACGUUGUUUUCACUGCGGUAUUGGGUUACGGAAUUGGGAGGAUGAUGACGACCCUUACGUCGAACACUGUCGAUGGUCUCCCAAUUGUCAGUACAUGAAGCUAAAGAAAGGACAAGCUUUUAUUGAUGCUGUACAGGAGGCUGUAAGGAAAGUGCAGUUGGAAGAAGCUUUAGGUCAGUCAGACACAAGAGAUGGUGCUCAAGCAGAUGGAACUGUUACAUAUUCAGAUAUAGCAGAAGAUGGAGUAAACAAUGAAUCAUAUCCACCAUCUGUUUUAAAGAAGAACCCACUUCUAUCUAGUGCUGCCCAGAGUGUUAUAGAAAUGGGCUACUUACCACGCAUUGUAAAGAAAGCUGUAGAUAACAUUAUAAAAGAACAUGGUUUGGACGGUUUAACUGGACAAAGAAUUGCAAACUUGGUUAUGGAUAUGGAGGCAAAAGGAGAAAAAGUAAUGAUACCAACACAACAAGUUUCUGAACCUAACAUGGACAAAUCCAAGAUAAAUGAAGAAGCUAAACGUAAACUUGAAGAACAGAAUAGAGAAUAUAAAGAGAAGAUAUCUUGUGUGAUAUGUUGUGAGAACGAAAGAUCAAUUACAUUUCUACCAUGUGGACAUUUAGUUUGUUGUGCUCAGUGUGCACCUGCAUGUUCCUCAUGUGCGGUGUGCAGAAAAGAAAUUAAAGGAACAGUUAAAGUUAGUCUUAGAUAAAAAGUACAAAUGGCUUAAAUAAAAUAAAAUAUUUAUUUUCUAAAUCCAUAAAUUUAUGAAAUUAAUAGUAUUACUACUUUAAUAAACAGUUUUGAUGUUUAAAACAAUUUAUAAUUACAUAAACUGUUAGCAUAAUCCACUUGUUUUUUAAUUUUUAUUUUUUGCUCACCUGGCCCAAAGAGCCAGGUGAGCUUUUCUUAUCACUUGAGGUCAGUUGUCCGUAGUAUUCCAUUAACUUUUACAAUACUGGACCAAAUUUAACCAAACUUGUCCACAAUCAUCAUUGGGUGAUAUGUUUGAAAAAAAUGUGACUUUUGUCUGAUGCUUAAUAAUAUAAAAAACGAUCUUUAUUUAUAUAAAAUUUAUAAAAUAUGUAAUAUUAUUAUAUGUCUGUCUGUAAAUAAAUGUGAACAGAACUAAUUUUAUAGGAUCUCAUAAAAAACUUGACUGGUUAUAUUAAGCAGUUGUUUAUUAAGCAUAGGAAAUGUGUAAUAGAUAAAUUAAUGACUUUUGAUUAUUUCAUAUUGAUUAUCAUGAUUAUUAGGUUUUAUUUGUCAGUGUGUAUUCAACUUUAUAAAUCAUUUGUAAUUAGCCUUAUAAAACAUAAGCAUGACAAUAAAUAAAUUAUUUUACUUCAUGUG